This is a messenger RNA of Paramacrobiotus metropolitanus, 978 nucleotides long. RefSeq lists its product as uncharacterized. Lineage: Eukaryota; Metazoa; Tardigrada; Eutardigrada; Parachela; Macrobiotidae. The record is from RefSeq and is a predicted model, not a curated record. The transcript has 2 exons. Bases 1 to 978 code for a protein of 325 amino acids. Gene Ontology annotation, cellular component: cytoplasm. Gene Ontology annotation, biological process: protein phosphorylation. Gene Ontology annotation, molecular function: ATP binding; protein serine/threonine kinase activity.
AUGCAACAUGCGCAAAUUGGCAGCACCUGCCAAUACCACCGGGCGAACACCAGGAAGAUUGGGUAUGGUUCAAUUGGCGAAGAUUUCCAGGCGGCAAUCACAAACCGUGGGGAUUAUACUGGAAACGACACGGUGGCCGCCAGAAGGGUGUACAUGCAGUACACCGCGUUUCUGGAAAAUCCCAGCAAUUACGCCAGAUUUCGGGAGAGACUGCACAUCAUCCUACGCCUCACACAUAACCACAUAGUGAAGUACCAUAAAGUCGCGGUGUGCCCAACGCUGGUGGGUGCCAAUUUUGAAUUCUUGAUGGACUAUUAUCCAGGUGGCAGUUUGAAAACCAGAAUCGAGACUAUGAAAAACAGCAAAACCCUUCUGGAUCCCUCUCGAGCUGUUCAGUAUUCCAUUCAUCUCGCGGACGGCCUGUCAUUCCUCCACCAAAACAACCUUACCCACGGUGAUUUAAAGCCGGAGAACGUCCUGAUCGAGUGUGCGGGUGACGGCCGACCGGAGAAACUGCUCAUCUCGGACGUGGACGGCCUGGUGACCCUGUUGCGCGACGCCAUCAGCUCCCUGUCCCUCUGGCAUGGACGCUCGAGUGCGCGCUACCAGUCCCCGGAAAUUCUCGGGGCCUUCACGAUAGCCGCGCGGGAGGACGUCUGGUCGGCGAUUCCCGGCGCCAAGACCGAUGUGUGGAGUCUGGGCAGUAUUAUGCUGGAUCUGCUGCGCUGUAUCACCGGCGAUCACCAGGAGGUACUGCGUAAUCCGGUGACGGGAAAGGUCAUGGGCCAGGAGCGCCGGCUGGGCUCGAUGGAAUUCCAGGCGGCCGUGGUUGUCCACGGCUGUAUUCCCGUUGUUAACGCUCCCCCGCCGGUUCCCCCACAGCUCGCCGAGUGCGUACGAUGUUGCCUGCAAGUCCAUGUUAAUGAGAGGUUGUCGGCGGAGGAAUUGCUGAGAAAGCUCGAUUAUUGCGCGUUGUGA